This is a messenger RNA of Rotaria sp. Silwood2, 1581 nucleotides long. The record is from the annotation of a GenBank genome assembly. Lineage: Eukaryota; Metazoa; Rotifera; Eurotatoria; Philodinida; Philodinidae.
AUGACGGAUAAUAGCAGUACACCUAUCGAUUUACGCAUUAAACGUAAACGUGAUGACAUUGAUGAAUAUAAAUCAUCAACAAAGAAAAAAUCUCGAAAUAAUUAUGAAUAUGAAAUUCCACUUGAUUUAUCAAUUAAAUCUCAACAACAAGACCAACAUAAUGCAUUUAAUCCAAUAAAUUCACCAUCAACACCAUCAUCAUCGUCAAUACCUUUUUAUGAUCCAACAAAUCUUCUAUUUAAUUCAUCAGCAUUACUCUAUGAUUUAUUUUUAGCAAAUUUAAAUUCAUAUUAUCAACAACAACAACAACAGCAGCAACAGCAACAACGUGUGAAUAUUGAACCAACAGUAUCUAUAUCAAAACCAACAAAACAACAAACAAUAAAUUCUUCUCGUAAUAUAAAAGAUACUUCAACAAGUAAACAAGAAUUGUAUGCAUGUUCAUGUGGUGAAAAAUAUUCUAAUGUUGCUCAUCUUGUUAGUCAUCUUAAAAUAACAAAUCAUAAUGCCCAAUUAUCUUCUACACAUGAUGAAGUUGCUAAACUUGUUCGUGGUCAAGAUAUAUGGCUUUCACGUGACACAAAUCCAGCUAAUCAAAUAUUAAAAUGUCUUCGUUGUUCAUUAUCAUUUGAAACUUUACCUGAUUUAACAGCACAUAUGAUGAAAACAAAUCAUUUUACACAACUUUUACCUUCAUCAUCAUCAUCAUCAACAGCAACAACACUAUCAACAUCAGCACCAUAUCAUCAUUCCAAUUCAAAACAACAACAACAACAACAGCAACAGCAUUCACCAACAAAACUUUUAAAUCCUCCAUCAUUAAUUCGUUCAACCUGUCUUAUUUGUUCACAACAAUUUGCACGUGAAGUUGAUCUUGUUGAUCAUAUUCAACAUUAUCAUCAAAUACGUUUUAAUUGUACAACAUGUGGAAUGUAUUUUGAAAAUGAAAAUCUUUAUAAAGAACAUAUUUUAAAAGAAAUGCAUCAUAGAAAUGGAAAAGCUAAUCGAAAUCGUGAUUAUUUUCUUAAUCAAUGUAAAACAUUACAAAAACGAUCAUUAAUAACAAAAACUGAACGACCAAAAUCUCGAUCAUCAAUUGAUAAAGAUGUUGAACAAGUAACAUUAGAUUUAAUUGAUCGUAUUGUUAAAAAUGAUGAAGAAUCUAAAGAAUUAACUAAUAAAAUAACAACAACAACAACAACAAAUGCUAAUGCACUUUCACUUUUACAAAAUUUUGUUAUUAAACAAACUCCAACAACAAAUCGACAAUCAGAUUUAAAUAAUAAUUAUGAUGAUGAAAAUACAAAUUUAUCACAAAAUGAAAAAUCUUUAUCAUCAAAUAUUUAUCAACAUGAAAAGAUUUCAAAUAAUUUAUCAUUAAAAUCAAAUGAAAGUCCAUUAGUAUCAUUAGAAAAAAUGCUUUCUUAUCCAACAACAACAAUUCAAUCUUUAUCAACAACUAUAAAUGAUAAUGGAACAAUGUCAAAUGUAUCGAAUAAUUCAAUAAUGACAAUAAAGAAAAAAAAAUUUGAUAAAUACAGAUUAUUUGCUGAAAAAAUGCUUCGAUCUACGUUGUCAUAA